Molecule: messenger RNA, 2088 nt
Organism: Tauraco erythrolophus (red-crested turaco)
Lineage: Eukaryota; Metazoa; Chordata; Aves; Musophagiformes; Musophagidae
Source: RefSeq, a predicted model, not a curated record
AUGUGUUGGGGACUUCAACCUAUUUAUUCUACGAAAAAUUGUUCACCUACCCGUGUUUUAUAUUCUUACUCAGUGUGCCGGUCAAAUAAAAGUCCGUGGGUCUGUCUGACGUGCUCAAGUGUCCAUUGUGGAAGAUAUGUGAAUGGCCAUGCAAAAAAGCAUUAUGAAGACGCACAGAUUCCUAUGACCAAUCAUAAGAAAGCAGAAAAACAAGAGAAGGUUCAGCAUACUGUGUGUAUGGAUUGCAGUAGUUACAGUACAUACUGUUAUCGCUGUGAUGACUUUGUAGUCAAUGAUACCAAGCUGGGCCUGGUACAGAAGGUCAGAGAGCACCUACAGAACUUGGAAAACUCAGCCUUUACAUCAGACAGACAUAGGAAAAGAAAAUUAUUGGAAAACUCCUCUCUGAACAGCAAGUUAUUAAAAGUAAAUGGAAGCACCACUGCCCUUUGUGCCACAGGCCUUCGGAACCUGGGGAACACGUGUUUCAUGAAUGCAAUCCUUCAGUCACUCAGUAACAUUCAGCAGUUUUGCUGUUACUUCAAAGAGUUGCCUGCUGUGGAGCUGAGGAAUGGGAAGACGGCAGGCAGGCGAACUUACCAUACCAGGAGCCAGGGGGAUAACAACGUUUCAUUGGUGGAAGAAUUCAGAAAGACCCUCUGUGCUUUAUGGCAAGGAAGCCAAACUGCAUUUAGUCCAGAGUCUUUAUUUUAUGUUGUUUGGAAAAUCAUGCCAAAUUUUAGGGGAUACCAGCAGCAGGAUGCCCACGAGUUCAUGCGUUACCUUUUGGACCAUCUACACCUCGAACUCCAGGGUGGCUUCAAUGGUGUUUCACGUUCAGUAAUUUUGCAAGAAAAUUCUAGUCUGUCUGCAAGCAACAAGUGUUGCAUAAAUGGAGCGUCUACUGUUGUCACAGCGAUUUUUGGAGGCAUUCUUCAAAAUGAAGUCAACUGCCUAAUAUGUGGGACUGAAUCUAGAAAGUUUGACCCAUUCCUAGACCUUUCGCUAGAUAUUCCGAGUCAGUUCAGAAAUAAACGUACUAAAAAUCAAGAAAACGGACCAAUGUGCACACUACGAGACUGUCUUCGCAGUUUUACAGACCUGGAAGAACUUGAUGAGACAGAGCUGUAUAUGUGUCACAAAUGCAAAAAGAAACAGAAGUCCACCAAAAAAUUCUGGAUUCAGAAACUACCAAAGGUGCUAUGCUUACACUUGAAACGAUUUCACUGGACAGCAUAUCUGAGAAACAAGGUUGAUACGUAUGUUGAGUUUCCCUUACGAGGCCUAGACAUGAAAUGCUACUUGUUAGAGCCCGAGAACAGUGGCCCAGAAAGUUGUCUGUAUGACCUUGCGGCCGUCGUCGUGCAUCAUGGUUCCGGCGUUGGCUCCGGACAUUACACGGCGUAUGCAGCUCAUGAAGGCCGCUGGUUCCAUUUCAACGACAGUACUGUAACUUUGACUGACGAGGAGACUGUGGUAAAGGCCAAGGCCUACAUCCUCUUCUACGUGGAGCGGCAAGCCAAAUCUGGAUCAGAUAAACUUUAAUACCUCCUUUUAAUUCUCGCUUAUCAAGUCCACCGGACAAAACAUUUCCAUUUUUCCAUAAAUACUUGAUCCAAGACUAUUAAUUUCAUUGUGCACUUUUCAAUUUCCUCUUGUGGGUUUUAGUUUUGUUGUGUCAAUGGUAGCAUUUGACUUACUGAACUUGGACACAAACUAACUUUUUUUUUUAGUUAUACCAGAAAACCUCAGCAGAUUUUGAUUUGCUGCUUUAGUUGUGAUAACUCAAUUUUUAUAUAUAUAGUUUCAUGAAAUACUUAGUUAACUAUUUGACUUUUUUUAUAUUAAUGUCUUCAGUUCUCACUUUCUAAAGGCACAUUUACAUCAGAGAAGCUUUCUGUCCUCCUCAGAAGCAAGAUAAAUGUGCUUCUGAUUACGAAGAGCAACACAACUUCAUGCUGUUCUCACAGCUGUUACGUAGAUAUGAUUUAAUCUCUUGAAAUCAAGGAAUUGUUUGCACGUACUAUUUUCCCUCGUGCAAGAAAACUAAACAGUGACCUCCGAACAAUCAUUCUUUGUCUGCAGAAG